Molecule: messenger RNA, 1456 nt
Organism: Maniola jurtina (meadow brown)
Lineage: Eukaryota; Metazoa; Arthropoda; Insecta; Lepidoptera; Nymphalidae
Exons: 3
Coding region: 172-1038 (288 amino acids)
Source: RefSeq, a predicted model, not a curated record
UAAAGGCGUGUCCAAACAUAGCGCGGCAAUCGUGAGCGGCAUGCCGCGCGCGAUUUCCGCGCUGUGUUUGGACGGCCGCCGCGCACGAAUGCCGCGUGUUGCUGCCGCGCGCGAACGAGGUUGCCGCGCGCGUAGUGUUCGUUCGUCAGUGAAGGUGUGUGGACGUAAACGAUGGAUAACGAAACGGCAAUUCGACUUAUUGAAAUAUAUGGUUCAUUUAAUGCAUUAUGGGACACCAGGCGCAAAGAAUAUCAUAACAAUAAUUUAAGAGAAGACAUGUGGGAUGAAAUCGCAAAAAAUUUCGAGCAACCGAAAGCAGUUCUAAAAACCAAAAUGAAAAGUCUUUUAAGCUCAUACAGAAGGGAGAGAAACAGAGAAAAAACGAGUAACAUUACUGGUUCGGAUAGAAACAAGGCCUACAAGUCUAAAUGGUUUGCCUACGAAUCUUUCCACUUUUUGCAUGAUAGGGGUAAUCCUAUUGACACAGUGGAUUGUGGCUCAUCGUCGCAGUCACAUAAUACAGAACAAGGAGCUACAGAACAAGGCGCUACAGAACAAGGCGCUACAGAACAAAGCGCUACAGAACAAGGCACUUCAGAACUAAAUACGACUAACAUGAAUACUGCAUCUACGAUUCCAACUAAAAGGAAGCCAACAAAGAGAACACACGAAGAUCCGGAGUAUGAUGCCGAGAAUAAAAUGUUAGAAGAUGCAUUGGAAGAAAUGCGAAAACAAAGCGAUAACAGCAACGAUUUAUACGUUGCUUUUGGCAUGCACGUAGCGGCAGAGUUGAGAAAAUACGAUCCCAUAACCUUAGCAAGAGUAAAACAUUCCAUAAAUACUAUAAUAUUUGACGCUGAUAUGGCAUGUAUAAACCAACUCAAUCAGUCUACAAUUCAAGAAAACGAUGAAAGAAGACCAGGUUAUUUUACUACACAUUAUACCGAUAUCUCCAAUACGGCAUCCUCUAGUGACUCUAGUAUGGGAUCCGGACUUACACAAUUGAUUAACGAUUUGAAUACUGAGAAUAGUUUAUAAUUAAAUAGUGAUUGUUUCAUUUUUAUUGUCUGCACAUUAAACAUGCACAUAUUUAUGAUUGAUUAAAAACUUAAUAAAAAUAAUGUAAGUAAUAAAGUUGUUCUUUUUUACCUUUAUCACAUCCUUCAGAGCUUUCACUAGGGCAUCGCACACCUCUGGGACUAUUUUUGAGAUUGUUUGCUUUGACACGUGAAAUAUAUAUUGUAGACUAGUAUAUGAGUCUCCUGUGGCCAAAUAUCGCAAAGUUAUUGCGAGUCUCUCUUUCGUCGUUAUUGCUACACGCCAGUGUGUAUCAGUUUUUUUAAUAAAUGGUUCCACCAGUGUAUGUAUAUGUUCAAAUUCUUCCAAGGUCAAUCUUAAAAACUGUGUUGUUCGAUAGUGGAUUUCAUAAUUAAUCACUUUCAAAUUCUUUACCCUC